Molecule: messenger RNA, 2001 nt
Organism: Scatophagus argus
Lineage: Eukaryota; Metazoa; Chordata; Actinopteri; Scatophagidae
Gene: trim55a
Product: tripartite motif containing 55a
Exons: 9
Coding region: 181-1467 (428 amino acids)
Molecular function (GO): zinc ion binding
Source: RefSeq, a predicted model, not a curated record
AAACAGCCUGAGUGUUCCUCACUUUGUCCUCAGGCCUGCGACACUCUUCUCUCCUACUUCUUUUUCUUUUUCUUCUUCUUCUUCUUCUUCUGCUUCUUCUUCUUGUUUAUUUCUUGUUUUUGUUUAACCUUUGGGACACCUCCCCCGUCCUCCCUCAUCCCGUCCGGGUGACUCAGCGUCAUGGAGAGUUUGGAGAAGCAGCUCAUUUGUCCCAUCUGUCUGGAGAUGUUCACCAAGCCGGUGGUCAUCCUGCCCUGCCAACACAACCUCUGCCGCAAGUGUGCCAACGAUGUCUUCCAGGCGUCCAAUCCCUACCUGUCAACGAGGAGCGGCUCCACAGUGACAUCCGGUGGUCGUUUCCGCUGCCCAUCCUGCCGACAUGAAGUGGUUCUGGAUCGACAUGGCGUGUACGGACUGCAGAGGAACCUGCUGGUGGAGAACAUCAUCGACAUGUACAAGCAGGGAAACAGCAGUAGACCUGUCCCGGAGGUGAGGCCACAGCAGCCAAUGUGUGAGCAUCACGAAGAAGAGAAGAUCAACAUCUACUGUGUCACCUGCAGCGUUCCCACUUGUUCGCUCUGUAAAGUGUUCGGAGCUCACAAAGACUGUGGGGUCGCACCACUGGACAGCGUCUUCCAGUCACAGAAGGCGGAGCUCACUGACUGUGUCUCCAUGUUAGUUGGGAACAAUGAGAGGAUCCAGGCCAUCAUCAGUCAGCUGGAGGAAACCUGCAGAGCCGUCAACGAGAAUGGACGCAGACAGAAGUCGAAGGUGUGCGAGAUGUUUGAUCACCUGUACGCUCUGCUGGAGGAGAGGAAAGGUGAGAUGAUUCUGAGGAUCAACGCUGAGCAGGAGGAGAAACUCGACUACAUCAGAGGUCUGAGGAAGAAGCACGGCGAACACCUGGAGAACACGGCCAAGCUGCUGGAGACCGCCAUCCAGACCCUGGACGAGUCUGAGAUGGCCGUGUUCCUGCAGACCACCAAACCUCUUCUUCAGAAGAUUGUGGAGGGCACCGACAUGUCACAUCUCGACAAAGUCCAACAUGGGUAUGAGAAAAUGGAACAUUUCACAGCUAACUUUGAUCAACAGAGGAGAGCUCUGAUGAGCGUCGACUUCAUCAAACUUGAUGAAGAUGACGAUGGCGAAGAUGAAGGAGUGGAGGUCAGAGGGACGACAGCAGAAAGUCAAACCGCGGAGCAGCACGCUGCAGGACCCUCAGCCAAUCAGCAGCCUCCUCUGUCUCUUGUUCAACUCUCAGCUCCACCCCCUCAGAGACCCAAUGAGGCUCCACCCACCACUACUACACAGACCAAAAGCCCCGUCCUCUCAUCAGCUAGUCAGGCCCCGCCCCCACUCCCCACUGCCAGCCCCACCCCUCAGGUUCGGUCUGACCAGCAGGGUGAGCCGGAGGACAAGGACGGACCCAAACACGUCUUCUCCUUCAGCUGGCUCAACCAGAAGUAGAACCGGUAGAACCGGUGACAGCAGUCUCUCAUAAUGUUCCACAUUCUUCCGUCAGACCGAUUUCCUCACAGGACGUUUUUUAAAAGUGACAAACAUCUGAAUUUUAGACAUUUUGCUGUUUAAACACACACGCAGGUUUUCUGGCCAAUUAAAAGUGUUUGAAUGAAAUGUUGAAUAAAUGAUUGUUUUAUUACGAAGCGGAUGGUCUGAUUUGUCCAACCGUCUGCUUUAGAGACAUGUUGAGUUGUUGUGACGGCAGCCUGCAGCUUGUCACACUUUCGAUCAGUCGAGUCGCCGUGACGAGUCGAGCUGAGGGCGUUUUCUGAAUCACGUUUAUACUCUGUGGCUGAAGGUGGUUUCACCUUUCAGCCCUCCAGUUGACCCCUUAAUGAAGAAAUAAAAUGAUAUGUCCUGACUCAGCUGAAACGCCGCAGGACGUGUAGACCACAUAACCUUUCCGGUAGGUUUCCAUCGUACGUAUUUUUAUUUUCACUGUAUUCAUUUACAUGAAUAAAAAUAAAACUUGACAAACAA